Scaptodrosophila lebanonensis is the source of this 684-nucleotide messenger RNA. RefSeq lists its product as uncharacterized. Lineage: Eukaryota; Metazoa; Arthropoda; Insecta; Diptera; Drosophilidae. The transcript is spliced from 2 exons. The coding region runs from base 1 to 684 and encodes 227 amino acids. The record is from RefSeq and is a predicted model, not a curated record.
AUGUGCUGCAAAGUUGCCUUGUUGGUGUUGUGCCUUGGAGUCGUGGCUCUGGCCGCUAGGCACGAGUUCAAAAUCGUAGUGGAUCCAAAAAUCGAUCGUUUGAAAAAGCAAACUGAUCUGCUGAGCGCGAGUAAUCCCAACCAAGUACCCGAUUGCUUCAAUACCUACAAGCCGAUCCUGACCCAAGCUACAAAUCAAUAUGAAACGGACUUUUCCAAGUGCAGUAGCACCUAUGAUCAGGCCUCGACCCAGAUUGAUGCCCAGUGGGCAAGCAACCUUACUCAGAUCUCGCAGAAUGUAAAUACUACAUGUGCGGAGAUAAAUAACUGUGCCAACAUUGUGGGCUAUAUUGAGGCGUUCGAAUGUUUCGCCGAGUUGUCCGCCGCAGACUCAAAGGCUAUGUACUCCAUUUCGGCCGAUGCAAAAAAUAUUUCCUCAGAUAUCCAGAAUGCGUACCAGACUAUUGAUUCGCAGCUGGCCGUUUGUGUGAAUAACGCAGAGAGUACCUAUGUAACAAGUACAACUUCGACUUAUGAGCAAUUGAACGCAUGCUUGAAUGGCAAUGGCACAGAAACAACAACAGCAUGGAUCACAACAGAUGGUACAUGGAACUCAACAGGCACUACAUGGAACUCAUCUGUUUCUUAUGAAAAUACCACCGCAAGAAGCAUUAACUCUCCAUAA